UUCCGCCCUUGGCCGCCUCGCGCCACUUCGCCGCGCACGUUGGGCCGCCCGCUGAUUGGCUGGCUCCGUCCGAGCGUCCGGUCGGCGGCGGCGGUUGAGGCCUAGGCAUUCCGCGCAGGCGCAGGAGGCGGCUCGCGCUCGCUCGCUCAGUCGCUCGCUCUGAGGGUGAAGAGGCCUUGUCUUCUGCCGCGCCGUUUGCCGCCUCCGUGAGGGGAGAAGGGGAAGGAGCCGCCGCCGCCGCCUCAGCCACCGCUUCAGCCACCGCCGCCGCCAUCAUGAGCGUGGAGGCGUACGGGCCCAGCUCCCAGACGCUGACUUUCCUGGACACGGAGGAGGCCGAGCUGCUGGGCGCCGACACGCAGGGCUCCGAGUUCGAGUUCACCGACUUCACGCUGCCCAGCCAGACCCAGACGCCGCCGGGAGGAGGAGGAAGCGGCGGGGCCUCCGCGCAGGGCAACCCCGGAGGAGUCUCGGCAGGAGGAGGAGGAGGAGCCGGCGGGCCGCCCUCCGUCGCCCUCUCGCCGGGGCAGCUGGACGCCCAGGUGAGGCCUGCGAGGUGGGGGCGGGGGGCGGAGAAGACCCGUUGCUUUAUUAUGCCUUUAUUAGGUGGGAAGCCGCCCAGAGUGGCUGGGGCAACCCAGGCAGAUGGCGGGGGCACAAAUAAUAAAAUUACUUAAUAAUAAUAGUGAUUAUUAGCAGCAAUGGGCCUAAGUUAGUGGUGCCCGCUUAGGCAUGACACGCCUAACUAACACGCCUGUUAGUCCCGUCAGUCCACGCCGAUGUGUUGGGGCCAAGAAAGGCCUGCUCGGAGUAGGCCCGUCGAAAAGUAGCCCAAGUUAGUGGUGCCUGUUAGCUUCCAUAGGUUGUGUCCAUUUAAGAGCAGACCGGCAUCUUAUUUAGUCAGGUGCAUUAAUUUGCUAUAGGUUGUGCCCAAGGUGAGUUCUACACAGUGUAGGCCGGUUGGAAACGCUGGUUGCAUUAAUCAUAGGAUUGUAGAGUUGGAGGGGACCUCGAUGGUCAUCUAGUCCAGCCCCCCCCCCAAUGCAGGAAUCUUAGCUAAAGUAUCCAGGACAGAUAGCCAUCCAACCUCGGCUUAAAGACCUCAAGGAAGAAUAUCAGCGGCUUGUGUCUAAGUGAGUCAUGUCCAUUAUUGUCAGUGGGUUGCAUCCAUUUAAGUUGAACACAGAGUAAGCCCAUUGAGAAGGAUGGACCUAAGUUCAUCAGAUGCAUUAAUUUGAGUGGGUUGUAUUUAAGUAAGGUAAGCUAAGAGUAGGCCCAUUGACAACAGUGGGCCUAAGUCAUGUCUUUUAAUGUCAGUACGUUGUGUCCAAUUAAGUCUACACAGAGUAGGCCCACUGAAAAUAAUGCACUUAAGUUAGUCAUGUCCAUUAAUUUCAGUGGGUUGGGUCCAAGUAAGUUCUGCUCAGAGUAGGCCUUCUUUGAGUAGAACUUUAGACAUUUGAAGUCCCUAGUAGCCUAUUGAUUUCAGUUGGUCUGCGCCAACCACCACCUAUUUUUAAAAAAUACUUUGAUAUAGUAUUUUUAAAGGGGGUGGGUUGUAUUCAACAUUAGCCGUACUCAGAGUUAGACUCAUUGAAGUUAAUGGGCAAAACUAAUAAGCUUAAUACUAGAUGUAACCCAUUACUUUCAGUUGAUCUACUCUGAAGUAUGACUAAUGUUGGAUACAGCCUAUUGAAAAUUAGUGGAUCUAAUUACGUUACCUCCUUUAAGGGGUCUGCUCUGAUUAUGACCAACAUUAGAUUUCUCAGCUGUCUUCCAUCAUGGAACCCACAUGUACUUCCCAAGAGGCCUCCUGGCCAGGUGCUAACCCCAUAUUGUUGGGCUCCUAAUUCAUGGUGGCUUUUGGCACUGUAGCUCAGUAGGAGAGCACUUCAAAACUCUGGUGAGCUGUUGCCAGUCGCUGUUGGUGGUGCUGAGCUAGAUAGACCCGGUGGUCUGACUCUAAGGCAGCUUCCGAUGUUCUUAUGAGGGAGUUGAAGUCCUCCAACAACAUCUGGAGAGAAACUGAAAUCCCCCAGCCCUUCUUUGGACAUAUACUCAAGUAAUCCUUUGUGUGGCACUUGGGGAGGCCGCAAGGGAAGGGCCUUUCUUGACCCACAAUGGGAGAGGCCAAAUGCAGAUUUUUUUAUACCAUUGUGCACUAUUAAAAAUAGAUACAUGCCUAUGUUAUGUAGCAUUUUGCUAUUAAAAACAUCAUUUUUUUCACCCUAGAGUUGAGGCAUAAAUUAAUGGACCUAAAUUAGUCUUGUCUGUUAUUUUCAGUAGGUCUGCUCUGAGUAGGGCUAGCAUUGGAUGCAAGCCAGUAUUUUUAGCCACAAAGAGAGGAGGUGAAGGCAAUAGUGGGGGUAGUGCAUAUACAAUGUGUGUCUAUUAGUUUGUAAUUAAAAGCAGUGUUUUCUAGAUAGGAGGUGGAAAAUAUAUCGGGGAACUAUGAGUAUCUGUCCCCAAGUAUUAAUGAGAAUUACUGGGCAAGUUAAGAAAUACUUGGGGAGGGGGUUGUCAAUAACGGGCAUGUACAACUUCUCCAAGUCAAGUUGCAGGGGAAAGUGAAGGAAUACAAGGCAGUAUGUGUGUCUAGUUUUAAAGAUGGGGGAAGGAGAAGAAAUAAUGUGGAAGAGAGCUUCAUUUGUGUGUAUGUUUCCUGGUUGAAAGCUGUCUUCUUAGGGUUGAUGAAAAGAAAUAUGGUAUGUCUCGGUAUUAAUAUUAAUGUUCCUGAGAGAAGGACAUGGUGGUUUUUCAGUGGAACUUGGUCACCACUAACCUGUAGCUGAGUUGGUACCAGUGUCUGUAAUUUUGUAUUAAAGAGCCUUAGGGUGGGGGUUGACGAAACAUUUCCUGUUUGCAUGUAAACUAGGCAUAAAAUAUUGGAGGAAUUCAGUAGUCUUGCAGAUAAGUCCCCCAAAGUCACAAGUCCUCAAGCUGUUACUAGUCUGCUUCUUAUUAUCACUUAACUUCUAGCCAUUUUGUCUCUGACCCAGCUCCCUCCCAUUUUUUUAAGGCUUCCCUGUCUCAUUAUCCAAAGGCAACUCUUACUUGACACAGGUGACUGAGUAAAUGACUCUUUACAAAAGCAGAAUAUAGUUGUGUAGAGUACUUUGUGGUUGAGCAGGAAACUGGGGGGGGGGGGAGAGAGAGAGACCGGAGGGAGCAGAGAGGAACAAAUACGUGGCAAAUACAACAUAACCGUUUGUAGUUAAAGCAACCUUUUAGAGACGAGGCAAUAUUAAUACUGGGGGCAGGGCAGGCAGUAGUGUACAAGGUAGUUAUAAAAUGCCUAUGAGCACUUCCUGGAUUAAGUCGUUGCUUCUGCAGUAAGGACAUGGUUUCUUACCAAACUAUGUAAGAGCUUUAUUAGUGUUCUGUGGAUACAGCAACACGGAGAACAGUAGCUGAACCUCUGAAUAACUGGGUGUGGUGUGAACUGGGGGGCAAGGUGCACUCAUGCCUAAUGAGCACAUCUUCCCCACACAAGUGCCCAGCCUGCUCUCUGGAUUUCCCCUGUCUGGCUGUGUUUGAGAGCUCUGCUCUCAAACCAGGCUUUCUUAUGGGUCCUUCCUUUGGAGGAGAGUUUAAUUGCCUUGUGUGGCUUGUUAAAGGCAAUUGAAGUUUCUCGUUGUGAAGUUAGAACUUCUGUCUGUACAGGUGUGAGUUUUCGCAGGCCUUCUCUGAUAACUUUGUGUCUCCUUUAUAAGAAUCAAAUUGUUGGCACACCUCACACGUUACAAGGUAACCUUGGUGAUUUGCCUUUCUAUGCCUGUGCAUUAGUGGAGCUUGAUAGAUAUAUCACACAUGGCAUUGUCACUUGGUUCCACCCCACCCACCUUUUUUGACCAUAUAGAUUCAGGAAUAAUUUCAUGCACUGCUUAUCUUCACCAAUAAGUGGAUCUUGGUCUGUUACUGCUCCUACAAAAAGAAUGUUUUGUAACAAAAAAAAAGUGUUUUUAAAAUGUAAGCCAAAAGCCCUGUCAGCUAAUUUCCCUAAUACAGUGGUACCUCAGGUUAAGUACUUAAUUAGCUAAUGGGGCCUCCUGCUGCCGCUGCGCCGCCGGAGCCCAAUUUCUGUUCUUAUCCUGAAGCAAAGUUCUUAACCCGAGGUACUACUUCUGGGUUAGCGGAGUCUGUAACCUGAGGCGUAUGUAACCUGAAGCGUAUGUAACCCGAGGUACCACUGUACUGUAGUGCUCCCUUGAACCAAGUGUUUGCUUAAAUCAUAUUAAGUGACCCAAACUCCAUUGGAACUUUAUUCAGACACAAGUUUGAAACUGGUGUGUUCAGUUUGUGGAAACACUCUUCCCAGAAGCAACAGCCAUAUAAGGCAGGGACUGAUGUGAGCCUGGCUUUGCUGGUGGAGGCUGAUGCAGGCAUUGGUAGCCCAAAACAUCUGGAAGGAGUGGCAGGUUGGUGAAGGCUGGAAUAAACUAGAUGCAAGGGGUAAACACAUCCAUGCCCCUUCCUGAAAAUCAAAGGCCUUGCUGGGUAGAAAGUACAAAAGUGAGGCGCUUGCAUUGCCUGUGUGGAGCAAGAAAACCAAAGCAGCUGUGAAGCCCACUUGUAGCACCCAGUUCAAGCCAGCUGCAGCUUUGAAAUUGACAGCUUAGUAAGCAUUUCCAUCCUUGUCAUAGCAUAUGUAGCCUACUGUAUAAUUGGCUGGAUGAUGGAGAGGAGGCCCCACUGCCUUGCCUGUCAGUAAUCUGGACAGUAACAUUUCUCUUGAACUGUAUUUGCUCUAGAGAUCGCACACAACAGCAAACUUUACAUUGCAUAUUUUCUUUCUUCCUGCUUAUUGUUUGUUGUUGUUACCACCACCACCCGCAUGUCAGAACCUUCUAAGAAAUAGAGAGUGAAAGUGAAGCCCUCUUCUCUGGUUGGAUGGUAGUCAAACUUGGCUGUCCAGUUUCUAAUCUAUUAAAAAACUCCAAAAACCCCCCAAGAUUUACCAGUACAGUGAUAUCUCGGGUUACGUAUGCUUCAGGUUACAGACUCCACUAACCCAGAAAUAGUACCUCAGGUUAAGAACUAUGCUUCAGGAUGAGAAGAGAAAUCGUACUUAGGCGGUGGCGGGAGGCCCCAUUAGCUAAAGUGGUGCUUCAGGUUAAGAACAGGCCUCAAGAACGAAUUAAGUUCUUAACCCGAGUUACCACUGUAAACCCCUAAAAGUGUAAAGGAUACCCUUUAUAAAAAAGUAAGUUAUGUAUAAAAAGUGCAUAGCAAAUCCCCCACCUAUUUGACCUGCUGUAACUGAUGAUUCUGUGUAGUAGGUAGUCUUCACUGUGUGGAAAGAGAGAUUGGGGCUGCAAUCCUAACUAUUCUUACUCAGGUGUAAGUCCUAUUUAAUUCAAUGGGGUUUACUGCCUUUUAAGUGGGGUUAGGAUUUGCAGCCCUAACAGCUAAUGAGGAGUGAGCUCUUGGUCUGUGGUUUUUGUACAGUGGUGCCCCGCAAGACGAAUGCCUCGCAAGACGGAAAACUCGCUAGACGAAAGAGUUUUCCGUUUUGGAGGUGCCUCGCAAAACGAAUCUGCUAUGGGCUUGCUUCGCAAGACGAAAAUGUCUUGCGAGUUCCUGGGUUUUUUUUUUCCUUUUCCCCCUCUUUUUCUAAGUCGCUAAGCCGCUUAUCUGCUUAUCCGAUAAGCUGAUGAGCUGCUAAAAGCCGCUAAUAGCGCUAAUCCGCUAAUCCGUCAAUGGGCUUGCUUCGCAAGACGAAAAAACCACUAGACGAAGAGACUCCCAGAACUGAUUCUUUUCGUCUUGUGAGGCACCACUGUAUUUUGAUUCCUGUUUUUGAAAAGCUUUGUAUUGGUGUUUUUUGCAAACCAGGCACUACAUAGUCAGAUUAUGUUUUAGUAUGCUGGAAUCUUCAGUAGCCCAGGAAUCUUCAGUAGCCCAGAGCUCAGAAACUGCUUGCGCUAAUGAAAUUCACUGUCGCAAAAAGCACCUAGAACAAUGGGAGUUUUGAACAUGGCUGGAAAGGGGUUGGUUUAACCUCCAGUUUGCUAGUAAAACUGAAAAGAAACAGGUGUGUAGCUGAAUAUAAUCUAAUUACCUGUUUGGAAAGAGUUAAACAUAGUAAACAAUCACCCUGGGUUUUUUAUAGUUUGCAGAUUCUAUAUAUUGGUUCAAGGAGUUCUCAGUGGCAAGCCAAGGUAAAAGAAUCUUUUCAGAUUGGGUGUUAUGGUUUCUUAUCUCUUCAGGUUGUAUAGGGCUGCUGCUCUUUCAGCCAAUCUUGCCUGCUUUCUUUUCCUCCAAGGAUCUUAGUAAUUUCUUUUCAGGUUUAAAAGCAGACAGCCACUUUUCACACUUAGUCUUUAAAAAGAAGUGAGCAGAAUCCAUCUCUGUAAUUUGGAAGGAAAUCUCCUUGGCAUAUAUUUGAGCAGCUAGCAAGAUGAAAUUAAUGUAAUUAGCACUUCCUUUUUGCUCUGUGCCCUCUCCUUCAUUUCACCGGUGUGCUGAUGUCCUUUUUGCAAGACAUUUGCCAUACUUGAGGGUAUAAAAUGUGUUUCGGUUUUGUGUUUUAGUAAGGAUUUUAAAGAGGAUUUUUGUAGCCUUUAAACGUAAUCAUGCUUGAGCAGCCAAAGUGUUGAGGGUGGAUAUGGAUAGCCCUGCACACUCUGGGUGUGGGGUGGUCUUGAUCAAGUGUCCUCUUCCCAGGACUGAUCAGAGGCUCCAACCAGGUCAGGAUGUUGCAGAGAUGUAAACUAUAAAGUACUGUUAAAACACCCAGUCACAGAACUUCCUGUCAAAGACUAGUUAGGACUGGUGUCCUAUACAAAUGCAUGUCUCCAUCUGCUUUUCGAGGUAUUUACUUAGUGCGUUAGGGUGAUGAACUUGCAGAAAUGGCUCCCCCCAACCCCCACAUUGUAGCCAGUGUUAGAAAGUGAGAUGUAUAAGCUGGGCAUCCAAUGGAUCCUUAAAUCAAAGUUACAGUCACCAAAAUGGAAUGUCCAGUUGUGGUUUUUUGGCAAGAUGGCCCUAAAGUCUUAUUUUUCAAAUUAUAUAUUGACUGUGAUUGAUUCUCAGUUAAACUGCUCCUGCUCAGAUUGCAGGGCAGCAGUUGAAGAAGGAGCAAAAAGGGUUUUCUUGUGUGUGUGUUUCUUUGUGACUGAUUGGCUGCUCUCCCUGUGCAAAGGUCAGAGGGGGCAGGGUUUCUGUUGAGGCAGGUGAUUAGCUGUGGGAGGAGCUUAUCAGAGAUUGCAGGGCAGCGGCAGGCCUAGCGGCGCGCGCAGUUUUAUCCAUCUUUUAGAUUUAGGGGAGCUAGUCUCAAACGUUUGUUGGGGGAGACCUAGGUUUUUUGUGGGGGGAGUUAUUUUUCCUGUCUUCACGCUUUUUAUGAUGGAGGACCACUGUAGCCACCCCCAACGACACGUUCUCAAGAUGGAGGGGGAGGGAACAGCUGCAGUCGCCUGCGGUUCCUGCGCAAUGCUUGCCAUCUUGCCAAAGGUUGCAGGCAGCUUUACCUGCAGCAAUUGCAUGUUGAUUGCCCUCUUAAAAGACAAAGUCCAGCAACUGGAGGAACGUGUAGCUACGCUCCAAAGAAUUAGAGAGCUGGAGCUCUUCUUGGAAGCAACAGAGCACACCGUCUCCACCAAGGAGGAGACAGGGGACUCCCUGAGAAGGACGCUAGUUCACCAACACAGGAGCCAGAUAUAUGGAGAAACGUGACUCAAAGAAGUAGGAGGCCCAGGGUUCGCUCUGAUUGUUUAGAAAUACACAAUCGCUUUGAGGUCCUCUCCCCUAGCAUGGAAGACGAAGAGCAGACUCCAUUUGAGGAUCUCUCCCUCAUUACAGUCGAUCAGGUAUAUGAAGACGAGCAGCAAAGUCAGUCCUCAGGGAAUGUGCAGGCGACCUUGGAGCGGACAGCUCACAGAAGAACCCCGGCCAAACCUAAGAGGAGGCGUGUAGUGGUGAUAGGGGAUUCCCUACUGAGGGGAACAGAAGCAGUGAUCUGUGGGCCUGACAAGAUGUCUCGGGAAGUGUGCUGUCUCCCCGGGGCUAAGAUCCAAGAUGUAACUGAACGACUGCAAGGAAUCAUAAAACCCACUGACAAAUACUCCUUCCUCUUGGUUCACGUGGGAACCAAUGACACUGCAAGCAAUAGCCUCCAGAAGAUCAAAAGAGACUACGAGGCUCUGGGCAGGAAAUUGAAGCAAUUAAAUGCACAAAUUGUGAUCUCAUCUGUCCUCCCAGUUGAACGACGUGGCCCAGGGAGAGAGGGGAAAAUAGUGGAAGUGAACAGCUGGCUUCGCAAAUGGUGUAAACAGGAACGGUUUGGAUUCUUAGAUCACGGACUGCAGUUUCUUGAAGAUGGACUUCUGGCAAGCGAUGGGCUGCACCUCACAACGGUUGGGAGAAAUGUUUUUGCCAAAAAUCUCAGAAACCUCAUCAGGAGGGCUUUAAACUGACUAAUGUGGGGAGGGAGAUAGUGCUCCUGAAGGUAGGAGUCUAUCAAUUGAUGAAGAUGAUCAUCCAAAUGUCAUAGACCAAAUGGAGCAAACAGCACACAGACCUAGUGGUGGGAGGAAAAAUCCUUAAAUAAGAGUCACGGGGAAUGAUUAAUGGACUUCAAUGUCUGUACACUAAUGCGCAAAGCAUGGGAAAUAAACAAGAUGAGCUUGAGCUCUUGGUACAGCAAACUAAAUAUGACAUAAUAGGCAUCACUGAAACCUGGUGGGAUAAGUCCCACGAUUGGAAUGUAAUAAUGGGGGAUACAAUCUAUUUCAGAGAAACAGACCAGACAAGAAAGGAGGAGGAGUGGCGUUAUAUGUCAGGGAUGUGUAUACCUGUGAAGAGAUCCAAGAUUUAGAACCUCAAAGCCAAAGUGAGAGCAUUUGGGUCAAAAUUAAGGGAGAGAAGAAUAACAGUGACCUCAUUGUGGGAGUUUACUAUAGAUCCCCAAGCCAAACGGAGGACAUAGAUGAUGCCUUCCUGGAACAGAUGGCCAAGCAUGCAAAAGGAAGGGAGAUAGUAGUAUGGGGGACUUCAAUUACCCGGAUAUUUGUUGGAUGUCAAACUCAGCCAAGAGCAUAAGGUCAAACAGAUUCCUCACUGGCCUUGCAGACAACUUCAUUGUCCAGAAAGUGGGAGAAGCAACAAGAGGAACAGCCAUUUUAGAUCUGGUCCUAACCAAUGUUGAUGACCUGGUUAGUGGGGUAGAAGUGGAAGGAUCAUUAGGCGCAAGUGAUCAUGCUCUUCUGAAGUUUACUAUACAGCGGAAAGGAGCAGCCAAGCAUACUAGGACUCAAUUUCUUGACUUUAAGAAAGCUGACUUCAUAAAACUUAGGGAAGUGCUGGGUGAGAUCCCAUGGACAGUAAUACUAAAAGGAAAGGGAGUUCAUGAUGGCUGGGAGUUUGUUAAGAGGGAGAUACUAAAAGCACAACGUCAGGCAAUACCAAUGAGACGGAAACAUGGAAGGUGCCUAAAGAAGCCAGGGUGGCUAUCUAAAGAACUUUUAACUGAGUUAAGAUUAAAAAAGGAUGUGUACAAAAAUGGAAAAGGGGGAAACCACCAAAGAGGAAUUCAAACAAAUAGCCAGCACGUGUAGACACAAAGUCAGAAAAGCUAAAGCACAGAAUGAACUCAGGCUUGCUAGAGAGGUUAAAAGCAACAAAAAGGCUUUUAUGGGUAUGUCCGUAGCAAAAGGAAGAACAAAGAAACAGUGGGGUCACUCAGAGGAGAAGAUGGUGAAAUGCAAACAGGGGACACAGAAAGAGCUGAACUCCUCAAUGCCUUCUUUGCCUCAGUCUUCUCCGAUAAAGAAAACAAUGCCCGACCUGAAGAAUUUGGAGCAAAUGAUUCAGCAAAGGAAACACAGCCCAGAAUAACUAAGGAGAUAGUACAAGAAUACUUGGCUAGUUUAGAUGUAUUCAAGUCUCCAGGGCCAGAUGAACUGCAUCCAAGAGUAUUAAAAGAACUGGCAGAUGUGAUCUCAGAACCACUGGCAGUCAUCUUUGAGAAUUCCUGGAGAACAGGCGAAGUCCCGGCAGACUGGAGGAGGGCAAAUGUUGUCCCUAUUUUCAAAAAGGGGAAAAGAGAGGACCCAAAUAAUUACCGCCCAGUCAGUCUGACAUCAAUACCAGGGAAGAUUCUGGAGCAGAUCAUUAAGCAAACAGUCUGUGAGCACCUAGAAAGGAAUGCUGUGAUCACCAAUAGUCAGCAUGGAUUUCUGAAAAAUAAGUCAUGUCAGACUAACCUGAUCUCGUUUUUUGACAGAAUUACAAGCCUGGUGGAUGAAGGGAACGCAGUGGAUGUAGCCUACCUUGAUUUCAGCAAGGCAUUUGACAAGGUGCCUCAUGAUAUUCUUGUAAAGAAGCUGGUAAAAUGUGGUCUUGACUAUGCUACCACUCAGUGGAUUUGUAACUGGCUGACUGACCGAACCCAAAGGGUGCUCAUCAAUGGUUCCUCUUCAUCCUGGAGAAGAGUGACUAGUGGGGUGCCACAGGGUUCUGUCUUGGGCCCGGUCUUAUUCAACAUCUUUAUCAACGACUUGGAUGAUGGACUCAAGGGCAUCCUGAUCAAAUUUGCAGAUGACACCAAAUUGGGAGGGGUGGCUAACACCCCAGAGGACAGGAUCACACUUCAAAACGACCUUGACAGAUUAGAGAACUGGGCCAAAACAAACAAGAUGAAUUUUAACAGGGAGAAAUGUAAAGUAUUGCACUUGGGCAAAAAAAUGAGAGGCACAAAUACAAGAUGGGGACACCUGGCUUGAGAGCAGUACAUGUGAAAAGGAUCUAGGAGUCUUGGUUGACCACAAACUUCACAUGAGCCAACAGUGUGACGCGGCAGCUAAAAAGCCAAUGCAAUUCUGGGCUGCAUCAAUAGGAGUAUAGCAUCUAGAUCAAGGGAAGUAAUAGUGCCACUGUAUUCUGCUCUGGUCAGACCUCACCUGGAGUACUGUGUCCAGUUCUGGGCACCACACUUCAAGAAGGACAUUGACAAACUGGAACGUGUCCAGAGGAGGGCAACCAAAAUGGUCAAAGGCCUGGAAACGAUGCCUUAUGAGGAACGGCUAAGAGAGCUGGGCAUGUUUAGCCUGGAGAAGAGGAGGUUAAGGGGUGAUAUGAUAGCCAUGUUCAAAUAUAUAAAAGGAUGUCACAUAGAGGAGGGAGAAAGGUUGUUUUCUGCUGCUCCAGAGAAGCGGACACGGAGCAAUGGAUCCAAACUACAAGAAAGAAGAUUCCACCUAAACAUUAGGAAGAACUUCCUGACAGUAAGAGCUGUUCGACAGUGGAAUUUGCUGCCAAGGAGUGUGGUGGAGUCUCCUUCUUUGGAGGUCUUUAAGCAGAGGCUUGACAACCAUAUGUCAGGAGUGCUCUGAUGGUGUUUCCUGCUUGGCAGGGGGUUGGACUCGAUGGCCCUUGUGGUCUCUUCCAACUCUAUGAUUCUAUGAUUCUAUGAUUCUAUGCUCAGACUGCACAGAAAAAGCAUUUUGGUUCUUGAUUGUGCAGGUAAAAUAUAACUGAUAGAAUUCUACAGGUUGUGGUAUUAGUGUAUGAAAACAAGUGCUAGAAUCCAAUCAGAGGCAUCCUUUACCUCAACAUGGCUGCCUACUGACUCCAUAUCCAUUAUGGAAUACUCCUCCUUUCAUGCCCUCUCACUGAUUCCAGUACAAUGAUGAAAUUUCAUUUUGCUGAUUUAUUACAAGCAGCCCUAAAAAGGAAUCUCUUCACAUAUGUGCACACAUUGCUAAAGAGUUGAAAAGGGUUUAGAAGAGCCCUCCCAUUAGGAACAGCUGAAGUGCAUCAUCCCUGUGCACAAGUCAAGACUUGAAGCUGUGCGCCAUGGAGACACCGAAAAUCAAGGGCUCUUCCCAAGCUUCUCUUGCUGCUCAACUAGGUGGUGGUGGGGCAUAUUAAGGGGCCCUUUGGCCUACCAUCUGGAGACGCAUUGCUGGCUUAGCCCCUUUUAAAAAACAAUGGCUUGCCAGGCAGCGGUAGGCUGAGCAGCUGUAAAAUUUGCUGUGCUUGUUUUGUAGGUGAGAAAAUUCCCCUUUUAUUGGUUUCAGCAGUGGUUUUCAGCCAGUGUGCUAUGGUGCCCUGAAGGUCAAGGGUGCCGUGGGCAGCACUGGCCACUGUUCCUCUUUCUUUCUUUCUUUCUUUCUUUCUUUCUUUCUUUCUUUCUUUCUUUCUUUCUUUUCCUCUCUCUUAUGCCCUCUUGCAUCUCUGCCUCCCAAAGGCUUGCACAGCUGUUUAUUGCAGCAGCCCUGGCUCUAAGCUCCGCAGGUCAAUGGUGCCUCUGAGACGCAUCUCUCUUUGGGGCAAGGGGGGGGGCGGCUCAGAGACCAGGGGCAACAGCAGCAGCUGCCCAGAGGGCUCUCAAGGAAAGGGGAGAGGAGGCUGAGGGAACACCCCCACAAGGGAGGGUGUUCAAAAAAGGGUGUGAGGCUGCCAGCUCUGCAGGCAAGGGGUGACAUAACUGGGCUCCUGAACCCCACAGGGGUGCCACAGAAAGAAUGUAGUUGGUUAAGGGAGCUGUGGACUCAAAAAAGUUGAAAACCUCUGGCUUACAGGACAAGCGGCCUCCUCUCUAAAUUCUCUGUGUCCUUAUUGGCGCUUUGGUGGCCUAUGAUGUUGAGCUGAACCUUGUGCUGAGGGUAGAUAAGGAAUGACAGGGGGGAAAGUGGGGCCUUAGAUGGCCUGUCACAGCACAGUCUGGCUUGGGAAAGUGUUUCUGGCACUUGCGGCUAUUUCGAGGAAUCCGUGUUUUGUGAUGUGCAGCUCUUGAAGCUCAAGGCUGGCGACUGACCGCGUCAUGAGGAGUGGUUUGAAAGGGAAUGGAGGUGGAGGGAGAGGGGCAAUAACGAGAGCCAGAAGGAAAUAAGACUUAUGUGGAGGAGUGGGAAAACUAACUUUAAACUAAAUCUUUCGUAAUAAACUCUUUUUGGAAGUCUUUAUAAAAUAUUAUUUUAUAAUGCCUUUUUGAUCAGGCAUUACGGUGAUGAAUUCAAGAUUCUAUGCACUUGACUGCUGUGCAUAAGAAUUGUCUUCAGGCAACAGAAGUGGGCAGCUUAAUAAAUUGCUACAUGGGCCAACGGCUGCAUUGCAAGUCUGUCCUUCUUCAUAUAGCAUUAGCCAGAAUGGAGCAGCUAGGUCUGCUCUUCCACCUGCAAGUCUGGUUGUUGGUGGGUUUUAAACAAACCCAUGUGUCCAAGUGUUUUGUUCAUGUGCACCUGACAUUUGGCAGUUUCAUCACUCCUAGCUCUUACUUCUGUGAACAUCUAGUCCAUGGGUAGGCAAACUAAGGCCCGGGGGCUGGAUCUGGCCCGAUCACCUUCUAAAUCCGGCCUGCGGAUGAUCCGGGAAUCAGCCUGUUUUUACAUCAGUAGAAUGUGUCCUUUUAUUUAAAAUGCAUCUCUGGGUUAUUUGUGGGGCAUAGGAAUUCGUUCUUUUCUUUUCAAAAUCUAGUCUGGUCUGAGGGACGGUGGACCAGCCCUCUGCUGAAAAAGUUUGCUGACCCCUGUCCAUGUUUUGCAUUAGGUGAAUGGGCCUGACGGCAUCCUGCAAAAUGGAGCAGUGGAUGAUAAUGUGCCUAAGACCAGCCAGCUCCUUGCUGAACUCAAUUUUGAGGAAGACGAGGAAGACACUUACUACACCAAGGACCUUCCACUGCAUGCUUGCAGGUAAGACUGUGUGUAUGUGUGUGGACAUAAUCUAAAAUUCAAAGCAGAGUCUAGGAGCCACAUGUGGGCAAAUAAUGGCUCUAUUGGUUGGAGGAGGUCCUCUCACUUGCCUUUUUCGCCUCUAUUUAAACCUUCAUGUGAAUUAACCACACACUUUGUACAAAUAAUCCUCUUGUGUCCAUGCAGCAAUAUAAGUUAGGAGUCCUGGGCAUUCCAGGAUGUCUUUCAGAUGACAAGGUGGUGAUAGUGGCAUUUCUGAGAUUUCUGAAGACUUUUCUAGCUAAACUGCUGUGUUCUAUUCAUGCAAAACAGUGCACCCUCUUUAUUUAUCCCAAUUAAACCCUAUUUUCCUGCGUUCUUGGUACUUUUACCAGAGAGCACAGGUGGGCAGCUGUUGGCCUCUGCCACAGGUUUCUUGAACCCUGUUCAGAUGCUGCAGCAUUUCUCUUUCAACGCUGGUUUAUUCAACACUCUGACAAUGUGCAUGUCCUGUGACAACUUAGCAGAUUGCACUGUGGUGUCAUAAAGCAGAACUGGGACUUGUAUUGCUUAAUGCCAGCUCUCAGCAGCAUGGAAAGAAGGUCUAUCUGAAGGUAGCCCUGUUUAGGGAAGUUUUUUAAUGUCUGAUGUUUUAUCACUUUUUUAUUAUUAAUUCUCAAUUAAUUCUCAUUAAUUAUGUUGGGAGCCUCUCAGAGUGGCUGGGGAAACACAGCCAUAUGGGCGGGGUAUAAAUAAUAAUAAUAAUAAUAGGUGAAGCAAGGGUGCAACCCAACCAAAUUUGGAGGUUUUGAUCUGGGUCAACUUAAACUAGAGAGAACCAAAGGGAAAGCACCCUGGCUUGCCAUGCCUUUGAAGCAAAACCUAACAAUGUGUCCUCUUCCUUAGCUACUGUGGCAUCCAUGACCCAGCUUGCGUCGUCUACUGCAACACCAGCAAGAAGUGGUUCUGCAAUGGGCGUGGGAAUACGUCUGGCAGGUGAGCGAUGCAGCCACAGAAGUGGUGAUGGCAUGAAGCAUUGGGGUUGUAUCGAGCUACGUUCUGCUCACUGUAGAGCUGUUGAAAUUAGUGGGCCGAAGUUUGUCGUGCCCAUUGCAUUCUGGGUCUGUUCUUGAGUGGGAUGAACGCUGGAUACGAACCUUAGGCGGUUGCCUCACACCGUGAGCCAGGUCACUAGUUCACAUCGCCCAGUACUACAUAAGGUGGCUGGGAUUGGAUGUGAGAUCUUUUCUCACGCUGUGUGUGUAUGUGUCUCAUGCAUGUACUGUUACACGUCACCAUUCAUUUCCUUGCUGCCUUUUAAGCAGAAAAGCCAUCAAGGCUGCUCACACAGUUUAAUCCAGAUAAAGCAGCCAUAGACAAACUCCGACCCUCCAGAUGUUUGGAACUACAAUUCCCAUCAUCCCUAGCUAACAGGACCAGUGGUCAGGGAUGAUGGGAAUUGUACUCCCAAACAUCUGGAGGGCCAGAGUUUGCCUAUGCCUGAGAUAAAGAAUUACAACAAUAUAAUAAAAUACACUGCUUGACAACAUUUUUUUAAAAAGAGCAGUAUGUCCACAUCAUAUUUUAAAACCUGGAAUUCGGACUGAAAAACCAGUGUGCCCCCCAUGUCAUCCAUAUACAGUGGUACCUCGGGUUACAUACGCUUCAGGUUACAUACGCUUCAGGUUACAGACUCUGCUAACCCAGAAAUAGUACCUCAGGUUAAGAACUAUGCUUCAGGAUGAGAAGAGAAAUUGUGCUUUGGCAGCACGGCGGUGGCAGGAGGCCCCAUUAGCUAAAGUGGUGCUUCAGGUUAAGAACAGUUUCAGGUUAAGAACGGACCUCCAGAACGAAUUAAUUACUUAACCCGAGGUACCACUGUACACACAAACACACACACACACACACACACACACACACACACCAGGACUUCUGAUAAGGUUUCCCAGGCAUGAGGUGGCACAGAGUAGGUAUAAAAGCUCUCCCUUGAUAAUCAGAGGUAUCCUUCCAUGCUCCUGCUUGCAUUUUUACAUCAGUAGGAAAACCAAUUUGCCAUUCAACCCAGCCUGCCUUUCUUGUGUGUCUUGCCAGCCAUAUUGUGAAUCACCUUGUGAGAGCCAAAUGUAAGGAAGUGACACUGCACAAGGAUGGCCCUCUGGGUGAGACGGUCCUGGAGUGCUACAACUGUGGCUGCCGCAACGUGUUCCUCCUGGGUUUCAUCCCUGCUAAGGCAGACUCUGUGGUCGUCUUGCUGUGCAGGUGAGACAUUUCCUCUCUUUAUUUUGGAAGCAAAUUGCUGGUCGGUCUCGAGUCUUAAUGGGCGAUUGAUUUUGAAAGCAUUUUAAAAAAAUAUUGUUGAUUCUCUUUUUAUCCCCUAUGUGUGCCUGUCUAAUAAAACUCUUCUCCCCUAUCUUGACUAUACAGGCAGCCUUGUGCCAGUCAGAGCAGCUUGAAGGACAUCAACUGGGACAGUUCUCAGUGGCAGCCUCUGAUUCAAGACCGCUGCUUCCUUUCCUGGCUGGUCAAAAUCCCUUCCGAGCAGGAGCAGUUGAGGGCGCGUCAGAUCACUGCCCAGCAAAUCAACAAGCUGGAAGAGCUCUGGAAGGUGCGUGGAAGUGUCUGCAGCAGAGAGCAGAGGGACGACCGAGAGAGCCCAGGAGGGGAUAAGCAGAUCUGUAUCGGGGUGUGCUGUUGGGUGUGGAAUUCAGCUUCCUGACAACUCCAGGUCCCUUCGUCAUUUUCUGAGGCCUUGGCCAUACAGCUUGGAAAAUGUACGAAGCCUUGGCUUUAUGGCUUGAAGCUGAAGCUGAAAUCUGUGAGAAAUCUAGAGAGGGGACUGAAUAAGAUUGAGAGUUGUGGGUUCAGUCUAGCACAAUAUUAGAAGUUGGACAAAUCUGCAUAACUGAGCACAGCUUGCAGUUUUUGCCAUAGCACAGAUCUUAAGAUUGUUUGGGUGCAGACUUCUUAAAAUGUUUUGGGCAUGUUUGUGCAGUUGCCAACAGAGAGAGCCUGUCUCUUCAUGAAACACCUUCUUUUUGUUACAACAAGACACAAUUGGUAGUCAAAAUAGACAAACUUUGCAAAUUCACCAAAGCCACCAGUCAGCCUACCCCAGCAUAGCUGUGUUUAUAAUAGAAUCAUAGAGUUGGAAGGGCCCCUGUGGGUCAUCUAGUCUAACCCCCCCUGCAAUGCAGGAAUAUGCAGCUGUCCCCUAUGGGGAUUGAGCCUGCAACCCUGGCAUUAUCAGCACCCUGCUCUAACCAACUGAGCUAUCCAGUUGCAUCCUGGAAUGGUUGGAUUUGGAAAUACCUUCCAUUAGUUUUCCGUCUUGAUUUAGGAAGACCUGUUCUGAAACCAGCUGAUGGGAGGGUUGUAGUUGGUCUGUUCUAUUUAACCACCUCUUCUUUGUGACUGCAGGAGAACCCCUCUGCCACCCUUGAAGACUUGGAGAAGCCUGGCGUCGACGAAGAGCCACAGCACGUCCUCCUCCGAUACGAGGAUGCUUAUCAGUACCAAAACAUAUUUGGGCCUCUGGUCAAGCUUGAGGCCGACUACGACAAGAAGCUGAAGGAGUCCCAGGUAAGAUUCAGGCCAAGGAGGAUGCAGCCACUUUGAAAUGGCAUGGGCCAGUGGGCACAACAGUUGCUCUGGAGUAGGGUAAGGGCUGGAUCUGAAGAAGGCUCAGUUGCUUCUCCCCGGAAGAGGAACAGUUUUGACAAAUUGUAGAGUCAUCAGCCCACCCUCUUUCCUUAAAGGUAGCUCCUCUUAGGGAUCCAGCAACUGCUAAAUCAGCAUUAGCUUUGAAGUGUUGCCAGGGGUGGUUUAGCAGCCCUUCCUGUGAUUGUUCAAGCCAGCUGUGCAGUGCUAGGGAGGGCAGGCAGGAAGCAGAGGGCCAGGUCUGCUCUUGAGUACCUUUUUUGUCUGUGUUUGUAAAGUUAGAAUAUCUCUCUUUAUGUUUAGACACAGGACAACAUCACUGUGAGAUGGGAUCUGGGCUUGAACAAGAAAAGGAUUGCCUACUUCACCUUGCCAAAGACGGAUUCAGGUAAGAACAGGAAAUCAUUAAAGGAAGUCUGGCUCAAGGAUCUCUCGAUUGGCAGACUCUGAACACCAUUAACAUUCACAAACAGUGAAUUGGUGUUUGCUUUGGAAGAACUGAAAGCUUCUAACUCCUCUUUUCAGAUAUGCGCCUGAUGCAGGGGGAUGAGAUCUGCCUGAGGUACAAAGGGGAUUUGGCCCCGCUGUGGAAAGGAAUCGGCCACGUGAUUAAAGUUCCUGAUAGUAUCCUUUUAAUUUCAUGAGGCUGUAAGGCGGACUCCAACAUCUCAAUUGCACAGUUGAGAUUAUGUCAAGUGGAGCCCUUAGAACAUGUUGAAUGCCUGGCAUUUGAAGCAGAAUUGUGGGAGAGAAUGGACAACUCUUCCUGUGCUCCCUUAGAACUGUGUCUAUCUGGUGGCACAAAAGAAGCAAAAGGUUUCAGUUUAUGGUUUGUGUAAAAAACACACACAGACAUACACACACUAUCCAUAUACUUGUGCCUCCAUUCUUCCUCUGAGGAGGAGGUCAAAGCCCCUUCCCAUGCCAUUCCCAGGCUGAUUCCACAUCCAGGCAACUAACAGGGAUAUCCAGCUUAGCUUGGGCAGUUGAAAUGGUGGUGUGCCUUCAGCUGACACCUUCUCUGUAGACUAGCAGCACUAGAACAGUCCCCAGAGGUAGUGGUGGGCAGGAGGUGGGGUGGGACUCUGAAAAGAAGCUUGCAACUGUUCCACGAAACUGCUACUUAACGAGGUUUUGAAGAUUACGGUGACGAAAUUGCGAUCGAGCUGAGGAGCAGUGUCGGAGCCCCUGUGGAAGUGACCCACAACUUCCAAGUGGACUUUGUGUGGAAGUCGACUUCCUUUGACAGGUGGGUGAAGGCAGCGUCUCUCUCUGUCUUGAGAAGCUGGUUGCAUAAAUGUUUGAGGGAUGACCUGGUUUGUGCUUGUGCGUCCACCUCUUCUUCAGGAUGCAGAGUGCCCUCAAGACUUUUGCUGUGGAUGAAACCUCCGUCUCUGGCUACAUCUAUCACAAGCUCCUGGGUCACGAGGUGGAGGAUGUCAUUAUCAAAUGUCAGCUGCCGAAGCGCUUCACAGCACAAGGACUUCCUGACCUCAACCAUUCUCAGGUAACCUUAUCCCGCCCAACAGCAAAGGCAGGAGUUGGGUCCAAGAGCUUCCAGUGUCAGUUUCGCAAACAGUGCUCCCCCGUGUGGAGUUAAUGCAAUUUCUUUUCCCAGGUGUAUGCUGUGAAGACUGUCCUGCAGCGUCCCUUGAGUCUCAUCCAGGGCCCUCCCGGAACAGGCAAGACUGUCACCUCGGCCACCAUUGUGUACCAUCUGGCUAGGCAAGGAAAUGGGUAAGAGCAGAAGCAGAGAUUGCUCUUGAAUCUUCUUGGUCAAAAGAGUGCAGCACUUCAAGGGCUGUUGAGAUAAUUUUAGCACCCAUCUGGAAGUUACAGCCUGGUAUAGGCGAAACACCCCAUGCGAUUGAUAAAUAGAUUGAUUGCUUUUCUAUCUCACCUUUUUCUGCAAGGAGUUCAAGGUUCUCCCCUCAUCUCAUUUAUUCCCCACAACAACCCUGUGAGGUAGGUUAGGCUGAGACAGUAAGUGACUCAAUGAGCUCCAUGGCCAAGUGGGGAUUCAAACCCUGGUCUCCCAGCUCCUAGGCUGGCACUCCACCACACUGGCUCUCAGACUUUCAGUUUCUUCUCAUGCAUAAAUUCCCCUCUGAUUACAUUGACUGCAUUUAUGGCUUAUGCCUCUGCUACCCUUAACCCAAGAGAGGAUUGGCCAGUGUUGACAAUCAACUUCAGCCUCUGAUUAGGUCUUAAUGGAGUGCCUAAUCCACUUCAGCGUCUUCUGAGCGUGAAAUCCAUGGUUCCAGAGCUGAUGCCAGUGUUAACCCUUAGCCCUCGCCUACAGUGAUAAAGAAGGAAGAACUCUUUGUAGGGGUUUGUUUUAUUUGGCUUCAUCUUUUGCUGUUUGUCUCAUUUGUUUCAAAGGCCCGUGCUGGUUUGUGCCCCAAGCAACAUAGCCGUGGACCAGCUGACGGAGAAGAUCCACCAGACGGGGCUGAAGGUGGUGCGCCUGUGUGCAAAGAGUCGUGAGGCCAUUGACUCCCCCGUCUCCUUCCUCGCCCUGCACAACCAGAUCAGGAACAUGGAUAGGUAAGGCACUUCCUCAUCCCAUUGCUGCUGAGCCAGAAGCCAGCCUUCCCUUGCAGUGGCAAUGCUGUCACUGUCCCUUGCUCAUUCCCUCCCUGCAUUCAUCCCAAACUUAAAGCCUGCCUUCCUUUUUCUGGGGAAUGCAGAGAUGGGUGGGUUUUUUUAUUAAAAAAAAUAAUCUAGCGGCUUCACUUAAUGGCACUGCCAAUACUGCCUUUAUUUUUCAUCAGCCACUAUGUGGAUUUAUUUUUAAAAAUAUUUAUUUGAUGUCCAUUCAUAGCCACUUUGGAAGUGCGUUGUCACCAAAUUCAGUAGUGGAGUAUAGGAUCCUUAAGCAGGGAUCUUGUAACCAGAACAUUAUAUAGCACCCCAGAGAUGUCUGUUUGAUCCUCAGCAUGCCUGAGCUCCAGAAGCUGCAGCAGCUGAAAGACGAGACUGGGGAACUGUCCUCUGCAGAUGAGAAGCGCUACCGGGCCCUGAAGCGGACGGCGGAGCGGGAGUUGCUCAUGGUGACUUUUUCCUACCUCUUAUACGGGGGCUAUUGCUUACUGUUGGUCAGACCAGGUGUGCUACUUGUGUUCUGUGAUCCAGGAGGCUGACUUGUCUCCUUUUUCAACAUUGGUUCUGUAACAGCAAAGGAAUGACCCUACCUUAAACAAUGAAUAAUCCCAGAGGCUGCAACAGAAAUUUCACACACACACACACACAAAACCCCUCACAUAAUGCUGAAGACUGGCUGUAGGCAGGACUGGGGAAGGAUCAUAGCUAAGCUGUGCAAUAAGUCCAACUCGAUUCUGGCUUCUCCGGGUACAGCUGUUUGAAACUGUGGAGAGCUGCUUCCAGUCCUUAUAAACAGCACUGAGCCAAAUGGACAAGUGGUUUGGCUUGGUACAAGGCAGCUUCUUGUGUUCCUAAUUAAAAUCACCCCCUUUAAACAGAACUUUGAGAACUGGGAUGUUUUAUUUUUAAGGAAAGGGCCAUAGCACUGCGCAGAGCACCUGGUUUCCAUGCAGAGCAGUGGUCUUAAUGUAGAAGUUGCUUCCUAUGUUCCUUUUGUAGAUAGUUUUGUAGCUCCUGAAUUUUUGCUGCUUCAUCCCUCAGAAUGCAGACGUCAUCUGCUGCACCUGCGUGGGAGCCGGGGACCCAAGACUGGCGAAGAUGCAGUUCCGCUCCAUCUUGAUUGACGAGAGCACCCAGGCCACAGAGCCAGAGUGCAUGGUGCCAGUUGUCCUCGGGGCAAAGCAAGUAGGUUCAAGCAGCUCAAAAGUGGGGCUGCCGAGUGGGGUGGAGGCAACACUCUCUUCCGGUGUUUGCCACCAUCUUUAUAUAUCAAGCAACUUGAGUCUGUGUGAGCUUUUAAAGCCCUCCUGUAUUGUCUUAAAUGCUUGCAUUUCAAGCCUUUGGGAAGAAGACUUAAAGCAUUCACAGCCCGUGAGGUCUUGUGUCCACUAUGAAUAGGAGCAGGAAAUGCAAGCUAUGGAAGGGAAAUCCCAAGAGUUCUGGAGGCUUGUAGAGAACAGAGGUGGAACUGCUGAGGAGGAUUGCUGAUGGAAAGGCUUGAGUGGGUGGGGUAUUUCUGCAGAUAAUUCUUCAACUUCAGCCCCUUAAUUGCUUGACCUCAGAAAGCUAGAAGUUUCCCUCAAGCAGACUUUAGAUCCCCAAACUGCCCUUCCCUUUUGUAGGCCAUCACCUCCAGCCUUCUAGAGAUGGAGCAGGGGCUUGGCCUGGCUGUUUGUGUGUGCACGCUCAUGUGUGCGGUUCCUCCUGUUGACCUUGGGCUUCAUUUCCCCAGCUGAUCCUGGUGGGCGACCACUGCCAGCUUGGCCCUGUUGUGAUGUGCAAGAAGGCGGCGAAAGCAGGCCUGUCCCAGUCGCUCUUUGAGCGGCUGGUGGUUCUGGGCAUCAGGCCCAUCCGCCUGCAGGUGCAGUACCGUAUGCACCCAGCCCUGAGCGCUUUCCCAUCCAACAUCUUUUAUGAGGGGUCUCUUCAGAAUGGUGUCACCGCAGGUAAGAAGGGGCAGGGGGAGGGUGUGAGUGAUGGAGGGGGCCAGCAGGAGUGCCAGGCAGUGUCCCGUUCAGGACCUCUAAGUGGGCCUUGUAGCUUCAAAUCAGUGGUGUACAGUCAGUGUAAUAGGGGGACUAGGCUAGUCUCCUAAAUGUUCCCUGUAAACUAUCAGACUAUUAAACCUGGCGCCUCUUUCCCAAAGCCUGGGAAACUUCUGCCCGGCUUUUGGAGGGAGGCACAGUGCUCUUGUCAGGCUCCAGGAGCCCUCCUGCCACCUUCCCAAAGCCCACCCAGCUCUGGGAAGGACGCGGGAGGGCUCCAGCAUUCCGUCAGAAGCUUCUGCUUGACUUAGGGCAGGAGACAAGGUCUUAAUGCACGGCAGCGUUGCCCCCCCCCCCAUAUCGCCCUCACAGGCUGGCACCUUUGGCUCUAACUGUUCCCCUAUGAAAAAUUUCACUGAACACCACCGCUUCAUAUCAAUCCUUGCCGUAGUCUUUGUGUUGGUAGGUCUAUGGAUUUUGAUAAGUGGUUCUUGUUGCUGUUCCAGCCUGCUCUUCAGGAUGGAAGGACUCCAUUUUAAGGCUAGGAUCUAGCUCUGUGCUUCCCCAAGGGGGCAGUAUGUACUGCCUUUCCGCGGUGGGAUUAGCAGGGGAGGCACUAAGAGGCAGGGAGCACUGAAGAUGUAGGUGGCUAUUCGACUUUGAAAAGCUAGUCUCACUGGUUCAAGUUCAUCAGGGUUUUUGUUUUUUAAUUAAUUAAAAUACUUUUGAAUCAAUAUGCAAUUAACUGUUGCUGUUUGGUAUGUUACAGUGUUACAGUCUUCCUUAGUGUGUUGUGCAAAGUGCUACAAUGCUUUUUAUAGGGUAGGGGGCAUUGGGAUGAGUUUAUGGGACCAAGGGGGCAGUGACAUAAAUGGUUUGGGAACCACUGAUCUACCCAAAGGAAGACCCAGGCCUCCACAGGAGAAACAUACGCUAACAUACGCAACUUCCCUGUCGCUCUGCAGCGGACCGUGUGAAGAAGGGAUUUGACUUCCAGUGGCCCCAGCCAGACAAGCCCAUGUUUUUCUAUGUGACCCAAGGGCAAGAAGAGAUUGCAAGUUCUGGGACUUCUUACCUGAACAGGUAAGUCAUGUGGGGAAGAGGAGAAGGGGGUCCAGCCAAGUCUCUGGGACAGAAUGUGUGGAUGCCUUGCUUGGACAAACAUCACGUCUCUCUCUCUCUCGACUAUUCAUUAAUUUAUACACCCGCAAUAAAUGAAGCCGUUAAAAGGCAUGACUGUUAAAACAGUUCUAAAAAGAUAGGAUUGGUAGUUCAAGGUCAUCCCAGAGUGAAGGAGGUGAGGCUGGAGAAGUGAUGGGGGCCAAGCAUUUUAGUUCUGCAGUCCAAAGGGUGGGAAGCGGACAGGAAGGACAUGGUCUAGCAGUGGCAUCUCUCACCCAUAUACAGUCGCCGCCACCCCCCCCCCAAAAAAAAAGAUUAGUAUUGUCAAAUGGAGACUAUUCCAGGUAGCUUGAUCUUUCUCUGGUGAGCUGAAGGUGGCCUGGAACCUUGAAAGGGAGCCAGUCAAUUCCAUUUGUGCCUGAAGACUCUACUCAGUAGGAUUGGAAUAGGACGUUUGGGGGUUGUGGCUGAUACCCUGCACACGCCCAGGCCCAUUAUUCCAACCUGAAUAAUGCCCAGAAAUGUGCCACAUGUAGCUUCUGUUGUGCCCUUUCCUUUGUCUGAUGCACUUUUCUUUUCCUCCCUUGCUACUUUUUUUAAAACAAAUACUUAAACGUUUUGCAUCUUUGUAGCAGAGUGAAUUUGGGCAUUAUACAUAGAUUUAUGGUGUUGAACAAGCUCUGAGGCAUUCUGGUUACCUUGGAGACUGUUUCUUGGGCACUGCUCAAGGGGAGGGACUGACUCCUCGCUUCCCCCUGCAGGACGGAGGCCGCCAACGUGGAGAAGAUCACCACCAAGCUGCUGAAGGCUGGUGCGAAGCCAGAUCAGAUUGGCAUCAUCACCCCCUACGAGGGCCAGCGCUCCUACCUGGUGCAGUAUAUGCAGUUCAGCGGCUCUCUGCACACCAAACUCUACCAGGUACGGCUCUCCCUGUGUUGUCUCUGGGCUUCGUGCAACCUUCCCAAGUCAGCAUUAAGCCCAUCCUCUCUACCUGCUCCCUGGUUCAGAGCAACCCAACUUGUAUUUGCAAAUGUUUCACUUGGAGGCAGGGUGCAUAGAAACCUGACCCCCCUAUACCAUACACACAGUACCAAACAGGACUUUCUGCAAAUGUAUAGCCUCACCUGCUGAAGAGAGUUAUAUGGAGAGUGGGCUGCUCCUUCUCAUACUUGUGUUGGAGAGCUCUGUGGUCCUUCUUCGCCACCUCCAGUUUAAGGAAGGGAAAGGCAGCUGAAUUAAUCAAACUGGGUAGCCAAGAAAUUGCUAACUUGCAUAGCAGUAAAGUUAUGGACAGCUAGGUAUAUUAGCCUCCCUCCCCAAAUACGGAGUGGGAGCGAGGCAGGAGAUUAUCCCCAGGACUGGAAAGUAGUUUGAAAUUGAUUUUCAGGAGGUGGAACCACGUGGACAUCAUAUAAUGCUUCCUGGCUAACCAUCACUCUCUCUGAAGGAAACUCUUUAGAGAUGUGAGUCAUUUAGAACGUGCUUUAACAGAGUCCUUUUCUUUCCCUGUCCCCUUUCCAGGAAGUGGAAAUAGCCAGCGUUGACGCUUUCCAAGGGCGCGAGAAGGACUUCAUUAUCCUGUCCUGUGUUCGAGCCAACGAGCAUCAAGGCAUUGGCUUCCUGAAUGACCCCAGGCGCCUCAAUGUGGCUCUCACCAGAGCAAGGUACAGCGGAAGCCACUGAGUGUGAGACAGCUAUGUCUGCCAGUCCCAAAGAGCCCUUUGCUUCUAUCUAGCUAAGGAAAUUAUGUUCUUGUGCAACAGAGGAGAAAGGUGCAGGUCACUUGCAACUUUUCUUUUUUACCCUUCUGCUUAGAGUCAGGGUGGGGAAAACAAUGGGCUUUUUGGAGUGAGUUUUCUCAGUGUUUGGCUUGGUACAAGCUACAAACAUCUGAGCUGAUAAUAAACCAACUGGCUUGUGCAGGCUAGUCUUGCGUAGAGGUUCAGCAGUGUUGUGUUAAGGCCUUUAAGUUUCCAAACCCAGUCAGAUGGGUGGCAUAUAAAUAAUAAAAUUAUUAUAAUAAACUGUGCUCUGCAUGAAUUGGAUUCAUGUCUCUCUUUAGCUGGCAAACUCUUGAGAGCGCUUUUUGCAAGAUCAUGACAACACAAAUGCAGUUCUCCAGCUGAGAAAGUCUGGAAUGGAGAAUUUAAAUCUAGCAGAUGCAGUAGAGCAGCAUGUAUUGGCUGAGGUCCUUCUCUGAGUGCCUUCCUAAUCAGCAGUGUGUGAGAGAAGCCCAGGAGAGGGGCCCACUUCCCUAAAGUGGAUCCCUGUUUUGCAAACUUCUUGGGACCAGGCUGCAACAUUUUUACUUAUACAGGCAUUUUUUUAUUUGUUUAUGUUGGGCUAGAUAAUCCUCAGGGUCCCUUCCAACUCUACCAAUCCAGGAUCUAUAAUCUGCUAUAUUUCACUCAUGUGUCUUAUUGGGCUUCAGCGUUCUGCCCAUAAUUUAAUGCACCACCCUGGAAUCAGUUUUGAUGAAGGGCAGUACUGAAAUCUUCAUAGAUUAAAUAUUAAAUUUAAGCCAUCCAAAGAGAACCAACCUCCAGGGGGCAGGCAGGAAGGCCUGAGCCAAAUAGGAGGCUCUUUGCUGGACACCAGGCUAGACCCCCUGGGAGAGAAGUAUAACUAUCACCAGGGUGUCACAACUGAGAAAACCCCUUGCCUGCCUGGAAUCAAAAGGCAAAGGCCAUGGAGAUUGGCACCCAACAGAGAGUGGAGCACUUAGGCGGGUUCCUACGGCCGCAAGUGGUCCUUCGGGUGGCCGCAGGGUGCUGGUAGGUUCUGAGUGCCAAGGUGGUACCAGGUGGUGAACUAGUUUUUGUAGUGAAAGCUGAGUUUUUGGAUUUGGCUGCCUGCAGAGGCAGAGCAAUGCUUUGGUGUGGACUUCAUUCAUUCAUUCAUUCAUUCAUUCAUUCAUUUAAGGUAUGGUGUCAUCAUUGUUGGGAACCCGAAAGCGCUUUCCAAGCAGCCCCUCUGGAACCACUUGCUGAACUACUACAAGGAGCAGAAAGUGCUGGUCGAGGGGCCCCUGAACAACCUCCGUGAGAGCCUCAUGCAGUUCAGCAAGCCUCGGAAGCUGGUCAAUACCAUCAACCCCGUAAGUGCCCCUGGUGGGGCUGGAAACCUACACCUGUGCCCUGCUUUAGAGAUUAGGCUUCACUGCCCUUCUCCAGCACCCUAGAACUGCUGAGACUGUAAACUGCCCCUCCCAUGUGAAUAAACCUGUUCAACUGCCUCACACUCAGCGAUGCAACUUUUGCCCAGGUCUUUCAGACAGGGUCCCAUUUCACAGGUGAAAGGCGAAAUAAGGGGAGGGGAAACAGCUUGAAAUAUUUCGCCCAUUCCCAGGAGUUCCCAUUCCCAAGCGUCCUGCCUUUUGGAUCUGUAAACAACCUUGCAGUGGUGUGGUGGGGGGUGGUAAUAAUAAUAAUAAUAAUAAUAAUAAUAAUAAUAAUAAUAAUACAGUAAUAAUAAUAAAUGAUCCAGUUUAUUAUUAGUAAAGCCAAGGUGAAACAGCUGAAAAGUCAAUCCACAACACACAGCAGGCAAAUAGCUUCAUCCACCCUCUUUGAGAGGAAACCCUGCAGUUGUGGCGCCACCACCAAUAAGGACCUGUCUCUUCUGUUCCCACCAGGCGUGCCUCUCUUGGUGGUAGAAUGUGGAGCAGGGCCUCGGAAGGCCUCUGUGAUUGGCAGGCAGGGAAAAGCCAUCCUCUUUGCUAAAGGAAAGAAAGUUCCAGAAAGUUCUUCCUCAUGUGAGCCAUCAGAAACAGUUUGUGUGAACAUAUUUUAAAGUGGUCUUUAAUUUCUGCCCCCCUUUCUUAGGGAGCCCGGUUUAUGACAACUGCCAUGUACGAUGCCCGUGAAGCUAUCAUCCCUGGAUCGGUGUAUGAUCGCAGCAGCCAAGGUGAGAACUUGGCCGGGGGAUCUCUCCUCGGUCCAAAAGAGAGGCAGCUUUUUACUCCAGAGCUGUUCUGAUACCUCCAUGGACCAUGUAUCUGUGGUGGGUUGAAAGUCCUGGUGAAGAGAGCCCUGUGCCUGCGGUGUUGCUGUUCCCUGUCCUUGCUGUCUUGGGACUUGUUCCCUCUGAGCUCUUCCCCCCUAUUCCCCUCAGGCCGGCCCUCCAACAUGUACUUCCAAACACACGACCAGAUCGGGAUGAUCAGUGCCGGGCCCAGCCAUGUCACCGCCAUGAACAUUCCCAUCCCCUUCAACCUGGUGAUGCCUCCCAUGCCUCCACCUGGCUAUUUUGGACAGGCCAAUGGGCCUGCUGCCGGUAAGAGAUUGUGCCGCACAGACAGGCACUCCCACGGCUUGUAUGACGUCUGAAGUGCUAAGUGGCAAGGAAGGGGGUGGGGAGGGAUUUUGGGGUAAGGUUGCAGCUUCUUCCAUCCUCCCAGCAGUGCGUGUAUGAAAAACCUCAUCAGGCAGGUCUCUGGAUAAUAACAAUAAUUUUAUUAUUUGUACCCCUCCCAUCUGGCUGAGUUGCCCCAUCCACUCUGGGCAGCUUCCAACAUAUAUAAAAACAUAAUAAAACAUUACACAUUUAAAAACUUCCCUAUACAGGGCUGCCUUCAGACAUCUGCUAAAAGUCAGAUAGUUAUUUAUCUCCUUGACAUCUGAUGGGAGGGCAUUCCACCGGACACCGGUCGGUUUAAUCUGGCCCCUGUUUAUUUCCUGGUGUAAAAUCCUUUUAAAAAAACCCUCAACAACUUCAAUCCUAAAAGAAGCUCAACAACUUCAGUCCUAAAAAAAGCUCAAUAACUUUGGUCGGCCCCCACGGCCCUUCACUUCAUCAAAUCUGGCCCUCUUUGAUAAAAGUUUGGAUACCGCUUCUUUAGAGAGUUGAUGUACCCAGUUGUCUGUCAACUGAUUAGGUAGUGAAAGCUGAGUUUUUGGAUUUGGCUGCCUGCAGAGGCAGAGCAUUGCCAUCAUGGCUACUAGCUAUCAAUAGUCAUCUCCUCCUCCAUGAAUUAUUCCAGCCCUCUUUUCAAGCCAUCCCAUUUAGUGGCCAUCACUAAUUCCGGUGGGAGAGAGUUCCAUAACUUAACUAUGCACUGCAUGGAGAAGUUCUUUCUUUUAUCAGACUUGCUUAAAUAUAGUGAAUUAAUCCCAGUCAAUUAGUUGUGAUUCCUUCUCAAUAACUACAUAGAUUUUUACAUAUUUUAUUAUUCAUUCAUUCAAUUUAUAUGCCACUCUUUAUCAGAAGAUCCCAGGGCAGUGUACAAAAUUAUAAGCACAUUACAGGCAUACUGACAGACAGCCUGUAUGGGGAUUAAUUUAAUACAGUGAAACGGUUUAUAUAUUUAUUGGAUACAGAGGACGCUUUUUGCCCGCUUUCCAGCCUGGCUGCUCUCCCAAGGGUCAUACUGCAUGAGUGCCUUCUCUGCGUUGAGAUUUGUUUUCUCUUGUAGGACGUGGGAACCCAAAAGGCAAGACCAGCCGUGGUGGGCGCCAGAAAAACCGCUUUGGGAUCCCAGGGGCCGGUCAGUCAAACCUCCCCAACAGCCAGGCCAGCCAGGACGUGGUCUCCCAGCCGUUCUCUCAGGGCCCUUUGACUCAGAGCUACAUCUCCAUGAGCCAGCCGUCUCAGAUGAGCCAGCCAGGCUUGUCCCAGCCAGAGCUGUCGCAGGUAAAGGAACUUACUUAAGGUGCUGGUGUAUUGUGUGUGCUCCAGAGUACAGAUAUUUACACAUCAACAUUUCUGGAGGUGAAUUGAGGCCAGAAAGAAAUGGCCCCUUCCUUGAACUGGAGGCAGGAGCCCUUGCCACUCUCUGCCUCACAGGUAAGUAUGAGAUAUGCAUCCACCUGGCCCUAAAAUUGUAUUUCUGUUUGAACUGCCUGUUUAAACUCUGAAUCGUUCUGCUAUUCAGUGUAUUCUCUUUGGUCUUCCCUCUCUCUCCCCACUCACACUUCAAUCUCUCAACUGGAAAAUAAUCUCUCUUCUCCUUCCUCCCAUUUUUUCUCUUCAGGAUAGUUACCUUGGUGACGAGUUCAAAUCUCAGAUCGACGUGGCCCUGUCGCAGGACUCUACUUACCAGGGGGAACGCGCAUAUCAACACGGAGUGACGGGACUGUCACAAUAUUAGAGUGUAAGGUGCUUUUCCGAUAAUAAGAGUUGGGGAGAGAACAGGGGUGGUGGUCUCAUCAGCGCCCCCAUCUCUGUGCACAUGCCACUGAACGCCUGGCUCAAUCUUUUGUUGAAUGGGAUCUGAAUGCUGUGCUAAUGCCCCCACUCUCUCCAAAUUAUGAGCAUUGGAACUGGGUUUUUCCUUUCACAUGUGCUCCGUUUGCCAUCAGACUGGUCUGCUUUGUUCUCUUUGUUCUUGCUGGCUUUGACUGGGAGGUUUUGGCCUAUCCAGAUGUUGCUCUCUGGGGGGGGGAGAGGUGGGCUGCCUUGGGUGAUGACACUUGGUCCUUGAUGCUUUGUUAAGAUGCUGGGAAACAGUGAAAUCUACUCAGCGUCUCUUUGCAUUUCUUUCUUCAAUUAAGGACUGGUCAGAAUUCAGGGGUCUUUUGUGAAACUCCUCACUCAAGGCAGCGUGAGCUUGUGGAAUUUGGUUGCCACAGGGUGUAGAGGUGGGCAGACUUGGCACCUGGAGGUCAUUCCUGCCCAUGAAGGCGGAGUGGCUCUUGGCCCAGAUACCUGAAUGUCACCCCCAGUCCGAGGCAGCAGUCCCAGAUCUGGAGAACCUGCUGGAGGCAGGCAUCUUCCUCCCACCUGGCUUGUGAGCUUUAUCUAGAGGCAUCCUAGAUAAAGCACAAUUCAAAGUGUUGGUGCUGACCUUUAAAGCCCUAAACGGCCUUGGCUCUGUAUACCUGAAGGAGUGUCUUCAGUCCAGACACUGAGGUCCAGCUCCAAGGGUCUUCUGGUGGUUCCCUCACUGCAAGAAGUGAGGUUACAGGGAACCAGGCAGAGGACCUUCUCAAUGGUGGUGCCCGCCUUGUGGAACACCCUCCCAUCAGAUGUCAAGGAAAUAAACAACUAUCUGACUUUUAGAAGACAUCUGAAGGCAGCUCUGUUUAGGGAAGUUUUUAAAGUUUGACGUUAUGUUUUUAUAUGUGUUGGAAGCCACUCAGAGUGGCUGGGGCAACCCAGCCAGAUGGGUGGGGUAUAAAAAAUUAAAUUAUUAAUAAUUAUUAUUAUCUAUCAGGCACCGGCGGGGAGGUGGAGAAACUCUUGCCUUAAACAAGUCUUGUACUGAGUGGUGGAGAAAAAAUGGUACCUGCUGGGCCUAAUAAUAGAGGCUGUUGGUAGCCACGGAAUCUGCAUCUUCCAGACUCCUUUGGGUUCUGCCCACUGAGCCAUUUAUGUGCUCAGAGAAGCCUUUCUCACAAGCCACAGCCACGGCUUGUGACAGUAAUGGCAUUUCCCUUUUCUUUCCCUGCCUUAGGUUGAAGGAGAAGAGCUAAGCUGAUGUGGAGCUUAGUUCAACAGCAUUUUAUUCUGGGUAAUAAAAAUAAAAUAAAAUGGAUACCUGUUUUCCACUGCUAAAACUGAAGCAACUCUGUGAGAGCAACAGGAGAGAGAGAGAGGAAGAGGGAGAGGAAGAGAGAAACCAACGGAGAGGAGAGCGAAGAGCACGCGAGCGAGAGGAAGAGAGAGAGCCCACUGCUAGCUCACUGAGACAAGGAGAUUGACCAGACGGAGGUGGGAAGAGAGAGAGCAACGGAGGACCGACUGGCGCCUCGCUGGGAGGGGGAGUCAACUCGCCCCAGAAGAGCAGAGUGGUCAGCAGAGUUCCCUGUCCUCCCCGUCAACACACACUGAGAGAGAGAGAGAUUCAGAGAGAGAGAAGAGCCUUGGAAGCAAGCUUCUGUUCUUGUGAGCAGGGCGGGGAGAGGAAAACCCCCAUCUCAGAGUUGUUUGCGUACCCAUCUCUCUUUUCCCCCUUUUAACCAGAAGUGGCAUCUGUUGGCAUCUUCUUAAAGGAGCAAGUGUACCAUCAUCAUAAUCAUCACCAGCCUCGUCCACCCAAGAGGACCCCAAUCCUUCCGAGCUCGUGGGAAAGCCAGCCGGCUGGUACCCUACUCUGAGAUGUGUGGUUUUGCUGUCCAGGAUCCAGCUUCGAACCUCACAUGUGUGUGGUGUCACCCGCGUCCUGAAUGGACUUAAAUAAGAUGGGGUGUUUCUUUUUUUCCUUUUUUUUUUCCUUAAAAAGAAAAAGAGAUUCUUGCAAAAGAAGCACUGGAUAUUUUUUUAGAAGUUUGUCUCUGAAAUCUUAGUAGUGGACCUGGGCGGGGGGGAAAUCCUUGUUCUGAGAAGCUUAAAAAAAAAGAUAUAUAUAUAUAUAAAGUUUAACGCUUAAAAAUUAGAACACCACUCUUUUUAAGAUCUUUUUUCAGUGUGAUUUCAGUCAAUCAGCCUCUUCUUCAGAUGGUAGAGUAGCAGUGAGCAAGGAAAGCCAGCACAUCCCUGCAGCGAGGCAGAAGAUGGUUCAAGUGUGUGUUUUUUUGUCUUGCUUUCAAUUGGCUUCUGCCUGGGCUCUGCUCUGUGUGAUGACAACAAGUGGUUGUUGUUGUUUUUCUUUUCUGUAAGACUUUCCAUGCGCUUCACGAGAACAGGGAGUGGGUGCCUGUGCCCUUUUGCCCACCCCCGCCCACCCCCAAGAGGGGGGGAACAAAAAAGGACACUGCUUUUUCUCGCCUCCCACCCAAAAACAGUAGUGGAAACUGGGGAUUAUAUUGGUUUUGAAGUAAAGACUCUUAACAAAGAUACUUUCGAGGCAGGUUGGGUGGGGCGGGCAGGCUGAGAGCGGGAGGUGGCUGCGGAGAAGUGGGUCUCAUUCUUGGAGCAUAUAUCGGGGUGGGGGGGUUGUCGUUGGGGGUUUUGUGCAGCGGUGCGGCGGUGGAGUGAGUUCAACGCCAGGCAUUUAAACCAAUCUUGAGGCGACGUCUGGGGGGGGUCACAAGCCUUCGCUGGUGGAGUCCUUCAAACUACAACUGCUAUGAAUCUGACUGGGAAAGGGCACCCCCCUUGGGGGGAGGGAAAUCGCCGCCUUGCUGCACUUGUAGCAAAAAGCAUUCUUUUAUCUGCAUCAAAAGCUUUCUAGGAAAAAAGCUGAAGUAGGAUUUCCUGUUUAACCUCCUGCCCCCACCAGCCCGGUGAUCCAUAAAUGUCGCAAUGCCCUUUACCUCUCUGAAACAGUUUGAUCUGCCUUCUAGAUGUGAUUUCCCCCCUUCUUUUAAACCGCUUGUGAAUUAAUUUUCCCCAGUCAAAGGGCUCUUAGCAUCUGUUUAGCUUUUGUGUGUACUGAGGAACUCGAGGUUAACUUAACAUGAAUGUACUUAAGAGAACUCCCUGCGCUUUUUUUUUCUUUUUUCUUUAAAAAAAGAAUAGAGAUUUUGGAAAUCUGUCUUUCUCGUUCCUCUUCUUCUCCCCCCACCCCACCAAAGAAAAAGAGCAGCCCCUACCCAUCCUUCUGCAAGAAGUGUGCUUGGCCUCCUUGGUAUCCAUUAGACCUGACAACCUGUAGGGAGGUGGGGGGCAAGCAGGGAGGCUCAGAGGGCCUGGUACUCCAGUUCCCACCCCACUGGGUAGGCUGUGUUGGCUGCAUAGGUUUUCAAAGCUAGACUUUUAAGCGCUUUUGUCUCUUUUUUGUGCAAGGCGAUCUGCUGAGUAAAGAUAUUCCUCCCCCCCCCAUCCUUCUGUGGCUGCCCGAUUCCUCCCCUCCUCACAUUUUGCUAGUUAGCACCUGCUUGCUUCUGCUUUGUGCUGGGUUACUUUCCCCUCCCCUUUGUAGCAGUUAAAAUGAAAUCCUUUUGAGUUUUUAUAUAAAUCCAUUUAAAGAAAAAAGAAAAAAACAUCAGUGCUAGCACCGUGUUUAUUUUUUUUUAUUUUUUUUUCCAUCUCAAGUUUGCUUUAAAAUCUGUUUGUCAUCAAAUUAAUAAAGAGCCUCUUGCAUUCAGC
Molecule: messenger RNA, 32890 nt
Organism: Podarcis lilfordi (Lilford's wall lizard)
Lineage: Eukaryota; Metazoa; Chordata; Lepidosauria; Squamata; Lacertidae
Source: the annotation of a GenBank genome assembly